Penicillium soppii is the source of this 1623-nucleotide messenger RNA. RefSeq lists its product as uncharacterized. The transcript has a single exon. Gene Ontology annotation, molecular function: oxidoreductase activity, acting on paired donors, with incorporation or reduction of molecular oxygen; iron ion binding; monooxygenase activity. Bases 1 to 1623 code for a protein of 540 amino acids. Lineage: Eukaryota; Fungi; Ascomycota; Eurotiomycetes; Eurotiales; Aspergillaceae. The record is from RefSeq and is a predicted model, not a curated record.
AUGGCCAUCACAUCCCCUAUAGUGAUUGCCUUCGCUGUAGUCUUAUUGACACUUUUUUAUGUGAGCGGAAAAAAAAAUCAUAAGAAAAAUGGAGGAGUCAGAUCGCUCCUCAAACUGCCCCUCAUCGGCGAUCUGCAUAGCUCGUCCAUCGAAAGACCCCUGGAGAACUGGGACGCCUGGGCCAAAGAAAAUGGCCCAAUUGCAGUUCCUCAACUAUUUGGACUCAUUCCAAUCGUCGUUUUGAACUCACUCGAGGCAGUGACAGAACUAUUCAGUCAUCGCAGACAAUGGUACAGCAAUCGACCCGCAUCGGUGAGCAUGGAGAUGAUCACAAAUGCCGAACCAGGACGAUCCAGAUUCACUUUGAUGCACGACUACGAUGAUCAUCUCAAAAGGCACCACCGCAUUCUGGCUCCCAGCCUAGGUCUCCCGGCAGCCCGGAAGUACCAGCCGUUGAUGGAGCUUGAAUCUAAGCAUUUAGUGUUCGAUCUCUGCAACGCUGCAACAAAGUGCCCGGAGGGAAUCAGCACCGAAACUGUAUACCCGCUUCUAGAGCGGACCCAAUCUAGCGUCAUCCUGUCCCUGCAUUAUGGACUCCCUAUUCCGCAAUUUGAAGACGAGAUCCUACACGAAGUCAUCAAUAUUCAAACGAAAGUCACUCAUCUUGCCGCCAACCCAGGUCUACCGGAUAUAAUUCCGCCCCUCCGCCACCUGCCCGCAUUCAUAUCGCCCUGGAAGCGCUCAGCUGGCAAGCUCUAUGCCACGCAAGUAGACUUGUACAUGCGUCUCUUUGAGCACGGCAAAAGCUCGGCAUGCUGGAACGCAACAAACCAAGCACUCGCCACAGCAGAGAAGAAGAAGUAUCCUGCAGAGGACAUGCGAGAUCUCGAUAUCGCGUUCACGCUCGCGACAUCCAUUCAAGGUGGCAUGGAGACGUCCCCACGUCAGCUAUUGUGGCUUUUUAUUGCGGCUUUACACAGCCCUUCCUUCAUAAAAAAGGCACAAGCUGUUCUCGAUGACGUCGUCGGUCGCGAGCGACUUCCUCGGUUCUCGGACCGAGGAAACUUGGCAUUCAUCGAUGCUGUCGCGUGUGAACUUUUCCGGUGGAGGCCUAUUUCACCGGGCUCCAUCCCGCGUCGAGCAGAGAAGGACGACGAGUUCAAUGAUGUGAAAAUUAAGAAGGGUUGGACUGUCAUGGCAAACGCGUGGGCUAUUGGCCGCGACAAACAAGUGUUUGAUCAAGAACUGGGCAACGUGCAGGACUUCGUGCCGGAGAGAUGGCUGCGGGAGGAGAGCGGAGAGGUGAAGCUGCGGACUGAUCUUCCACUACCGGUGUUUGGACAAGGUAACCGUGUUUGUCAAGGGAAAAAAGUUGCCACGGAUGGGACAUUUAUGCAGGUUGCUUGUUUGCUGUGGGCGUUUGAUAUUGAGCCUGUUGAGGGGGAAGUGGUGGAUCCGUGGGCGAUGGUUGUUGCGGGUUUCAUGACGAUGCCGAGGGAGAUUAAAUUUAAGCUUAAGCCGCGAGGCGACUGGGUUAAGAAUGUUAUCCAAAGAGAAUGGGAGUCAGCGGAAAAGAGUCUAGAAAAGGUAAUGGGUGCAGCAAAUGACGUUGACAAGGAAUAA